Terrapene triunguis (Three-toed box turtle) is the source of this 3158-nucleotide messenger RNA. It is a transcript of the gene VPS35L, whose product is annotated as VPS35 endosomal protein sorting factor like. Lineage: Eukaryota; Metazoa; Chordata; Testudines; Emydidae. The coding region runs from base 40 to 2931 and encodes 963 amino acids. Gene Ontology annotation, biological process: endocytic recycling. The record is from RefSeq and is a predicted model, not a curated record. The transcript has 31 exons. Gene Ontology annotation, cellular component: endosome.
GGCCCUGGGGAGAAGGGGGUCAUGUGACAAGGAGGCAAGAUGGCUGCCUUCCCGUGGCAUCCAAGGUCUAGAAAUUACACAUCAGAGUUUGACUCAUGCAGACUGGAGGCUGUACCUGUGGAAUUUGGGGACUACCAUCCACUGAAACCCAUUAUAGUUACUGAAUCCAAGACCAAGAAAAUGGGUCGGAAAGGAAGUACUUCCUCUACCUCCUCUUCUUCUUCCAGUUCAAUGGUAGACCCACUAAGCAGUGUGUUGGAUGGCACUGAUCCCUUGUCAUUGUUCGCAGCAACAGCAGAUCCAGUGACUACUGCAGCUAACACGGAUACUACAAGAAAGAAACGUGAUAAAGACGACAGCUUGGUUGUAGGAAGUGACUUUGAACCGUGGUCAAGCAAACGUGGUGAAAUCCUUGCUAGAUACACGACGACUGAAAAACUCUCCAUUAAUCUGUAUAUGAGUUCUGAAAAAGGAAAAGCUACAACGCCUGGCUCAGCAGUUUCUGAGAAGGUGCGAACAAGGCUAGAGGAGCUGGAUGACCUUGAAGAGGGUUCACAAAAAGAGCUGUUGAAUUUGACUCAGCAGGAUUACAUGAAUCGGAUUGAAGACCUAAAUCAGUCACUGAAGGAUGCCUGGGCCUCUGAUCAGAAAGUAAAAGCUCUAAAAAUAGUUAUCCAGUGUUCUAAACUUCUUUCGGACACAACAGUAAUCCAGUUUUAUCCAAGUAAAUUUGUUCUAAUUACAGAUAUACUUGAUACAUUUGGAAAACUAGUAUAUGAAAGAAUUUUAUCCAUGUGUCUGGAUAAUCGCGGCUCUUUACCAGAUAAUUUUACUCCAGAAAGUGUUAAUGAUACUGCCAAAGAAACCUGUUUAAACUGGUUCUUCAAGAUUGCUUCAAUCAGAGAGCUCAUUCCCAGAUUCUAUGUGGAAGCAGCAAUAUUGAAAUGCAACAAGUUUCUGUCCAAAACGGGAAUUUCAGAAUGUCUCCCGCGACUAACGGCUAUGAUUAGAGGAAUUGGAGAUCCACUGGUUGCAGUCUAUGCAAGAGCGUACCUGUGCAGGGUUGGGAUGGAAGUGGCUCCUCAUCUUAAAGAAAGCCUUAACAAGAAUUUUUUUGACUUCCUUCUAACAUUUAAGCAAAUGCAUGGAGAUACUGUUCAGAAUCAGCUGGUAGUGCAGUGUGUGGAGAUUCCAUUGUAUUUGACUCUCUACUCUCCUGCUAUAGAUUGGAUUUUACAGUGUAUUGCGUACCGUGCUCCCGAGAUUUUGCUUACCGAGAUGAUGGAGAGAUGCAAGAAACUGGGGAACAAUGCCUUGCUGUUGAAUUCAGUGAUGUCAGCAUUCAGAGCGGAGUUUAUUGCUGCAAGGUCUAUGGAUUUUAUUGGCAUGAUUAAAGAGUGCGAUGAAUCUGGAUUCCCCAAGCAUCUUCUCUUUCGCUCUUUGGGAUUAAACUUGGCCAUGGCUGAUCCUCCUGAAUGUGAUCGCCUUCAGAUAUUAAAUGAAGCCUGGAAGGUUAUCACAAAAUUGAAGAACCCACAGGAUUAUAUUAACUGUGCAGAAGUGUGGGUGGAGUAUACCUGCAGACACUUUACGAAGCGUGAGGUCAAUACUGUUUUGGCAGAUGUUAUCAAACACAUGACUCCAGAUCGUGCAUUCGAAGAUGCCUAUCCACAGCUUCACUCAAUUAUUCAGAAAAUUAUCACCUAUUUCCAUGACUUUUCUGUACUUUUUUCAGCGGAGAAAUUCUUACCAUUCCUGGAUAUGUUCCAGAAAGAAAGUGUGAGAGUGGAGGUUUGCAAGUGCAUUAUGGAAGCUUUUAUUAAACAUCAACAAGACGCUACUAAAGACCCUGUCAUACUCAAUGCUCUUCUACACGUGUGCAAGACCAUGCAUGAUUCUGUGAAUGCACUAACACUUGAAGAUGAAAAGAGAAUGUUAGCAUCUUUGAUAAAUGGAUUUAUAAAAAUGGUAUCAUUUGGCCGGGACUUUGAGCAGCAGCUGAGUUUUUAUGUUGAAGCUAGGUCAAUGUUUUGCAAUCUGGAGCCUGUUCUUGUCCAGCUGGUUCAUUCUGUGAACCAACUGGCAAUGGAAACGAGAAAAGUGAUGAAGGGAAAUCAUUCCAGAAAGACAGCUGCAUUUGUCAGGGCUUGUGUUGCCUUCUGCUUCAUUACAAUUCCAUCUCUGACUAGUAUCUUUGCACGUCUUAAUUUGUACCUGAACUCUGGACAGGUUGCCCUGGCAAAUCAGUGCCUUUCACAAGCUGAUGCUUUUUUCAAAGCUGCAGUGAGCCUUGUUCCUGAAGUGCCAAAGAUGAUCAAUAUAGAUGGGAAGAUGCGGCCCUCUGAACCAUUCCUCCUGGAAUUCUUCUGUAAUUUCUUUUCCACUUUAUUAAUUGUGCCUGACCAUCCAGAACAGGGAGUGUUGUUUCUGGUGCGAGGACUGCUCAAUGUGAUCCAGGAUUAUACAUGGGAGGAUAAUAGUGAUGACAAAGUUCGGAUUUACACCAAUGUUUUGCAUCUACUCUCUGCAAUGACUCAGGAGACCUAUAUCUACCACAUAGACAAAGUUGAUUCCAAUGACACCCUCUAUGGUGGAGACUCCAAGUUCCUGAUUGAAAUUAACAAGCUGUGUGAGGCGGUGAUCGCUCAGAUCCUGGACCAUCUGAAGACCCUUGGACAGGAGGAGACUCUGAAGCGCCAAAGCCAGCUGGCUCUCUACUUCUUUAAUAGUAUUUUAGCUCAUGGAGAUCUACGGAACAACAAACUAAACCAGCUUUCAGUCAAUCUCUGGAACCUGGCGCAGAAGCAUGGCUUUGCUGACACCAAGACCAUGGUGAAAACAUUGGAAUACAUCAAGAGGCAAAGCAAACAACCUGACAUGAGUCAUUUUACAGAGCUGGCACUAAGACUCCCUCUGCAGUCCAGGACCUGAUGAAUAUUACCCUUUCCAAAGUCAUCUUUAACGAAGGGCAUGUUGCCAAGUCCAUAAAAUAGAAGCUUUAUCCUGAGCUUUUAUUAGAGUUCAAUGUAUUUUCAUUUUUAAGUUUCACUUAAGAGUAUGACCGAUUGAUUUGGACAAGGUAAAGCUGUUCUAACAAAGUGCAAUAAUUUGAACUAAGUUUGGUUCCAAUGGUGUCAUUAAACAGAAUCUGAUUGAAA